AUGAAUAGCAGAGCUUCUUCUCCUGUGCUUGUGGAGAAGCAUGGUCAAUUUUAUCAUAGUUUAAAGGAUAAGAGUGAUGCAUAUCAAGCUAAUGUUAUGUCUGAUGUGAAUACUGAGUCGUGGCAACUUGCUGCAUCCAUGACUCUUGGUGAUGAUGUUGGAAUGAAUCUGCUUGCAAGUGUGGCUGCUGAAGAAAUGUCUAAGUCUGAUUUGCUUUCACCAACUGAUUCUUCACAGAGGAACACCCCAAUUGUUGAGGAUACUUGCAUGGUUGAUGAUGCCAAAUCGAAAUCAUCAUCUCGGGAUAACCUUCCUCGGAAUAUAAGUCAGCGUGCACAGAAAGAACUGAUGGGGAAGUGGUGUGCACUGCUUCUGGUAAAGAUAUGA
This is a messenger RNA of Ilex paraguariensis (yerba mate), 387 nucleotides long. The record is from the annotation of a GenBank genome assembly. NCBI's taxonomy places the organism in Eukaryota, Viridiplantae, Streptophyta, Magnoliopsida, Aquifoliales, Aquifoliaceae.